GUGGGACUCGGGUCUGCGGGCCGCAGAGCACGUGCCAGUGCACGCGGCAGGGGAGGGGCUGAGCUGCGCGGAAGGCCAGGACGAGUUGGGAGACAGGGACAGGGGACGACGCGGCUGGGCGGUGGGGGGGUUGAAGCUGGCAGUCUGGGGGUGCGGCCGGCAGGGGCGGGGCCGCGGAAGCUGCGAAUCCCAGACGCUUGACCCUUCUCCCGCUGUCGCAGCUCGGCCGGGCUGGGGACCCAUGGGCACCUGGGCCUCCCGGGGCCGGCCCGCCCCGGUCCCCGCGCCGGACCCGGAGCCCGAACAGGCGCUAGACCUGAGCCAACUGCCACCCGAGCUUCUCCUGGUGGUGCUGAGCCACGUGCCCCCGCGCACACUGCUCGGGCGCUGCCGCCGGGUGUGCAGGGGCUGGCGGGCCCUGGUGGACGGCCAGGCGCUGUGGCUGCUCAUCCUGGCCCGGGACCACGGCGCCUUGCUGCCGCUCGCCCGCAGCUGCCUGCCCCCGGCCCGCGAGGCCAGGCCCUGCCUCCUGGGCCGCUUCUGCGAGCGCAGUCCGAUCGGACGCAACCUCAUCCGCAACCCCUGCGGCCAAGAAGGCCUCCGGAAGUGGAUGGUGCAGCACGGCGGAGACGGCUGGGUGGUGGAGGAAAACAGGUUAACCGUGCCUGGGGCCCCUUCGCAGACCUGCUUCGUGUCUUCCUUCAGCUGGUGUCGCAAGAAGCAGAUCUUAGAUCUGGAGGAAGAGGGUUUGUGGCCUGAACUGCUGGAUAGUGGCAAAAUUGAGAUUUGUGUCUCUGACUGGUGGGGAGCUCGACACGAUAGUGGCUGUAUGUAUCGGCUAAUUGUCCAACUUCUGGAUGCCAACCAGAUCGUCCUGGAUAAAUUUUCUGCUGUACCUGAUCCCAUCCAGCAGUGGAACAACAAUGUCUGCCUCCAGGACCCUUCUGGCAGUGGAGAGAUGCCCCGCCCAGGGCUAGCCUAUUCUUAGACACCCACGGAGAGCCCAGCCCAGCAUGCCUUUGAUACGCAAACGAACCAAUCCAGGGCCAGACCCCUUUCGGGCUCAGGCAUCGCAGGAGGCAAUAUUUCUCUGCCUUAACAAUUCAAAGGCCAGGUGCCAGGCAACCAGGGACCACCCCGAUAGUCCAAAGCCCAAAGCCGCAGAAAUUAUGCAGAUCUGCCACUACAGCCUGCUGUUCACCCUGCCCUACCUUUCCUGAGGACACCCCAGUAGAGGCUGGCCUAAGCCGUCCCAUCCGUCCUGUCUCCUGUCUCAUGACCACCCUGUGUCUUUCCCAUGUGACUCUGUGUGACACGCCUCUGUCUAUAGGACAGAUAAUAAACUUGGCUUUCCUGCGCCUCUCUUCUGUCUCCUCUUGUGGCUGUACCUGACCGACCAGCUGGUGAAAGAACACAGAACAAUAAAAUGUAUGCUUGUAAUGUAAUAUACACUAGAGAUCCAAAAACAAUUGUGUGUGUGUGUGCACAUGUGCAUGUGUGUCACGCUCCCUUGUUUUUGCCACCAAUUGGAGUAUUGGAAACAGAACAAGUCUCUGUAAAUGAUGAUUCUUGCUAUAAUUUUGGCCUAUUGAUGCCUUUGGGACAAUAAGAGAAUAUGAAAAGAGAGGCAAUCUCCAAUUCUAUGGGCAAAUACACUUUGGGAGUCUUGAAACAGUUCUUAGUUUGCUAACGAGGCCUGUUACAAAUCGAAUGCCUGACCCUUAGUGUCUGUUGAUUGUCCAGCGUAGCCUGCCCCACUGUUAUCCCCCACCAGAGGGGUACAUUUGUUCCAACUGAUGAACCUACAAGGACGCAUCAUAAUCACUCAGAGUCCAUAGUUUACAUUAGGGUUCACCUCACAUUGAAGGAGUUUGGACAAAUGUGUAAUGACGUGUACGCAUCACACAGAAUAGUUGCACUCCCUUAAACAUCCUCCGUGUUCCACCUGUUCAUCCCUACCUCUUUCCAGCCCCUGGCAACCACAGGUCUUUCACUGUCUCCAUGUUUUUACCUUUCACAGAAUGUCAUAUAGUUAGAAUCAUACAGUGUACAGCCUUUUCAGACUGGCAUCUUUGACUCAGUGAUAGGCAUUUAAGGUUCCUCCAUGGCUUUUCAUGGCUUGAAAAGCAGUGGAAUAUUAGUCAGCCAUGAAAAGGAAUGGUGGGGCAUGAGGUACUGAUCCGCUCUACAAUGUGGAUGACCCUUGAAAAAUACUCUGUUCAACAUCUUUCUAUGUUCACUACUAAAGGCCCUCUUGGUUGCUACCAAGUUUUGGCAGUUACAAAUAAAGCUGCUAUAAGCAUGCAUGUGCAGGAUUUUGUGUGGACAUAAGUUUUCAACUCAUUUGGGUAAAUACGAGAAACUUGUUUGCUAGAUUAUAUGUGAGGGGUGUGUUGAAUUUUGUAAGAAGCUGAACUAUCUUCCAAAAUGGCUGGACCAUUUUGUAUUUCCCAGCAAAAGUGUUAGUUCUUGUUGCUCCAUAUCCUCAUCAGCAUUGGUCACUGUUGAUGUUAAUCAACUGGAAAAAUGUUUAUCACUGGGAAAAUCAUCAGGACAAAAGGGGUAUGGGGUUGUAGAAAAUGAUUCUGAAACUUGUUGAAAAUUCAGGAUUUCAUACUGACUAACCCAUUCCUGGUUCUGAUGUGUCU
This is a messenger RNA of Manis javanica (Malayan pangolin), 2648 nucleotides long. It is a transcript of the gene FBXO27, whose product is annotated as F-box protein 27. Gene Ontology annotation, cellular component: SCF ubiquitin ligase complex; cytoplasm. NCBI's taxonomy places the organism in Eukaryota, Metazoa, Chordata, Mammalia, Pholidota, Manidae. Gene Ontology annotation, biological process: ERAD pathway; SCF-dependent proteasomal ubiquitin-dependent protein catabolic process; glycoprotein catabolic process. The record is from RefSeq and is a predicted model, not a curated record. Gene Ontology annotation, molecular function: ubiquitin protein ligase activity; protein binding.